AUGAUUAAAUUUUUAAUUUUAAUACUUGGGUUAGUUUUUGCUGGGACUCCUAACAAUCAAAAGAAAGUGCUAGUGCUAUCUGAUAAUCCAGCAAUUUAUGUUUCACAUUCGCAAUUUUUCAACUUAUUGAAUAAAUCAUUCAGAGUGGAUUAUAAAAACAUCUAAUCAAAUACAUUCAAUUUGUAGUUGUUUGGAGAGUGGCAAUACGAUCAUCUUGUAUUAUUUAGCACUACAAACGAUUUGAAAGUCAGCACCUAAGAAUUAUUGGACUUUUACGACUCUGGUAGAAAUAUUUUAUUAUUGGGAUCAACUGACCAAUCUAAGUAUUUCAGAAAGUUCUUAAAUAGUUUUGGUUUAGACAUGCAUGAAUACGGCUCGUCUGUGGUGGAUUAUUUCAAUAACAUCAAGGGGAAUCAAAAUAUUGUUACCACUAGCAAUGUGAAUAUUCUUAAAGUAGAUAAGCCCGUAGCCCAUUAAGGAGCAGGAUUAGCAAUGACCCCAUAUGAAACAUUUUAAGUGUAUGGUUUAGUGAGAGGGUCAGAAACAGCCUUUUCAGGUCCCAAUCUUAGUCAUAAUAUUAUUUAUGUUGGAGCAACUUAAGGGAGAAAUAAUGCAAGAUUUGUGGCAACAGGGUCUUGGGAAAUAUUGAGUGAUGAAUUUUUGAACAAUUCCAAUUUGGGAAACUUUGAAUUGGCUUAGGAAAUCAUUCUAUGGGGUUUUGGAUAAUCAAAGAUUUUAAAAGCAGAAAAUCUGAUUCAUAGAAGAUUAGAUUCUGAUGAUAUCAAACCUUAUAAUUAUAGAUUGAGAGAGGAUUGCUACUUCUCAAUUGACAUCUUUGAAUGGGAUCACUAAAAGGAUAAGUGGGUCCCUUAUGUUUCCACAGAUAAUGAUGUCAUUUUAGAAUUCGUAAUGUUAGACCCAUAUUACAGACUCCCCUUGAAAAAAGGAGAUGGAGCAAAGUAUGAAUUGUAGUUUAAAAUACCAGAUGUCUAUGGUGUAUUUUAAUUUAAAAUAAAUUAUUUGAAACCUGGAUAUACAUUUUUAAAAAUAGCCGAAAAAAUAACUGUACGACCGUUUAGACAUGAUGAAUAUGGAAGAUAUUUGGUUUAAGCCUUUCCGUAUUAUUUUUCGAGUUUUGGAACGAUGGCUGGAUUUGUUGUAUUUCUAAUUGCAUUUUUAUUAAAUAAAUGA
Paramecium tetraurelia is the source of this 1191-nucleotide messenger RNA. RefSeq lists its product as uncharacterized. Gene Ontology annotation, cellular component: endoplasmic reticulum membrane; oligosaccharyltransferase complex. The record is from RefSeq and is a predicted model, not a curated record. The transcript has 3 exons. Lineage: Eukaryota; Ciliophora; Oligohymenophorea; Peniculida; Parameciidae.